AUGUCCGAAGUGGAAUCUGUUUUGUGCGCGAUUUGCUCGAAACCGGAGAAGGAUCCCAGCAAAGUGAUCGAAUGUUUGUACUGCUACAAGUCUGAGCAUUUCAAGUGUCGGAACUUGGCAGGCGAAGCCAUCCGUAAGCUUCGCAAACAACCGUUUUACUGCUCGCUGGAAUGCCGGAACUUACAUGCAGCUACAUCGAAAAGCAACGACGAGGAGUCCCGUGUGCUUAAAGAGCUACGUACUGUGCUGACUGAGAUUCGCGAAACAAAAUCCGAACUUACCGAAGUGCGAAAUACGGUCAAAGAGAUUGAAAAGUCGCAGGAUUUCGUCUCUACCAAACUGGAUGGUAUUUUGUCUGAAAUACAGGAGCUGAAAGUGAAUCAAAACAAAAUGAAAAAGGAUGUCUUUACUCUGCAAAGUGACCAGCGAAAAAUUGAAGAAACUGUGUCUAACCUGGAGCUGGAAGUCGAUCGGAUUAAUCGUUUGGCAUUAUCGACGAACGCAGUAAUUUUGGGUGUUCCUUUUAAAGCAAACGAAAAUCUUAAUCAAUUAGUUGGACUGAUUGCUAGCGCUGUUGGUUACGAUCUCCCCCCCAAUGCUAUGACGGACUGUAAGCGUUUGAUUUCAAAGGAAAAUGCAGACAACGGAAAAAACAAAACCAUCCCGAUCCGCGUUGUUUUUGCAAGUGAGAAAUUGAAGGAAGAACUGUUUGAGAAGAAAAAGGCUCACGGGCAAUUAUUGUUAUCGGCGAUAGGUUACGAAUCCACAAUAGCCAGGAAAAUCAUCUUGCGGGACGACCUAACAUCCUAUGGAAUCAACCUGCUCAAGACAGCUCGUGAAAAACAAGCUGAAGUUGAUUUCAAAUACAUUUGGCCUGGUCGAAACGGAGUCAUCCUUGCUAAGAAAUCCGAUGGAUCCAAAAUUGAGGUCGUGCGAUGCCAGAAUGAUCUCUCAAAAUUGGAACGUUCUACUAACAAACGGCAACUGGACAUUUCUAGUGGCUCAUCCGGAUCACCAUCAACUCCUCAUGGCUAUCCGGCAGCAAAGCGUUAA
Messenger RNA from Uranotaenia lowii, 1053 nucleotides. RefSeq lists its product as uncharacterized. Lineage: Eukaryota; Metazoa; Arthropoda; Insecta; Diptera; Culicidae. The coding region runs from base 1 to 1053 and encodes 350 amino acids. The record is from RefSeq and is a predicted model, not a curated record. The transcript has a single exon.